AUGAGAGACAGCAAUAUAUUCCAGCUAAAAACUCACUAAAAAUACUAACUCUUGUUAGGGGAUUAGAUAAUUAAUCAGUUUUUUCGAAGGAAUAGUCAUAAUCAUGUGUAACCUGGAGAAAAGCUAUUAUUAAAAUUCAAUGAAUAAAUAAAAAUAUUUGAGGCUGUAUCAAAUUUAAAUUUUACCUAUUCCCCAAGUGAUUAAGAAGUUUAAAUAGCAUAAAACAUUAGUAAACGUAUCUCUGCUAGAAUAAAGCAUUACGGUGGUAACUUCUAAACUAGGUAGAAAUAGCAAAUAAUUGUAGAUCGAAAAAACGAGUGA
Molecule: messenger RNA, 321 nt
Organism: Tetrahymena thermophila SB210
Lineage: Eukaryota; Ciliophora; Oligohymenophorea; Hymenostomatida; Tetrahymenidae
Exons: 1
Source: RefSeq, a predicted model, not a curated record